UAGCUGUGUCCGUGGGGGAGGGGUGCUUCUCUGCCCCGGCGCCCCUCCCCCAAUUCCGGGGAGGGGAGAGCUGGGGGAGGGCCGCCCCGGGGAGGAGGGAGGUUCCGGUGUCUCCAGCAUCCUACUGUAUGGCUGCGAGGCUGGAGGGAAGGCUCGCUUGGGCCCUCCCCCGGAGAUUCCCGGCUGGUCUCUCCGGGUCAGUUCCGCCGAGGCCUGGCCCGCCCACCUCUUUCCUGGGCCUGCGGGAUUUUAACUGGAGGCCGGGCUUCGCGGCCCAGACCUUCCCUGGGUCAUUAAUAAGGCAGGCACCGAUUGGGGGUAGUGCUGGAAGAGCCCCUACAGGGGUGAUGAUUUGUGGUCACUUUGCACAUAGUGUUUGUUUAUAACUGAGAUACCGUUGGCUAGGUAACCUGCCAACUAGGGACCUAGGCUAAGCGGAUGGGUGAUCGAGAGGCGAGGGUAUUUUGCAUUUUGGUUAUCCUGCAAUUCUCCUAUUCUUACUCCUCCUCAUCGUCACGACAGAAAGGCACACAUGGCAGGGAGAGCUGUGCAAGCAGGCAGAGAAGGAAGAUGCUGGGGAAGCAUUUCCCACGGGCUCAUUCACAAGUCAGAUAAAAGGCUAGAUGUUUAACAUGCAGGUGUCCAGUUUUCACUGUUCAGUUGAAUUUACUCGUCUGAAAGGAGACAAGUUUCGAUAAACUAUCACAAUUUUUUAAAACUCUGACUUGAAUACACCGUAAUGUAAACAUUAAGCAUAGCAAGCACAUAUCUACAAAACCCAGAGUUAUCCUUACCGGUGUGCCUAAGAUGAAAGUAUUUUAAUGUGAUGUUAACUAAGGUCGCAUACAUUUUAAGGACUUUUGAUAGGGAAGUGCUAAUAAUAUUCUGUUCAGUAGUGUAAUUAACAGUCUUAAAUGUUCACUUCUUAAAGUACCAGACUUACUACUGUGAUAAUCUGAACAAGACAAUACUUUAAAAAGCUCUUACAGUUUUGUUUUUUUUCCUCCGUCUCCCCCCCUUUCUUCCUCCCUCCCUCCUUCCCUCUAGAAUUGGCAUUUGGGAAGCUUAGCAAAGAGGCUAAAAGUUCGAUAAAAAUCACGUGAAUUAGACUCUCCGUAUUAGAGUAGAUAGCAGUGAUACAGGUCCAUGAGAGCAAGCAGUCUUUUGAAUACUGGAUUUUCUUUUCUUUUUGAUUGCUUCCUUUUACAAAUCAGAGCAAAGGACAUGGGAAUCUUUUCCUUUCACUUUAUGAAUAUAUAGCUGAUAAUUUGUGUCAAAUUGCAAAAUUUGGUUCGAAUCCACAGUACUCUAAAGUACCAGACUUAAUUACUGUGAUAAUCUGAACAAGGCAAUACUUUGAAAAGCUCUUAGUUUUAUUUGUUGUUGUUUUUUUUUUCUCCGUCCUUUAAAGUCUGGAAUAAAAAUUGAGGAUACUGUGUUCCAAUUUAUUGCUAAUAGUUUCAGAGCUCUUCAGGGGGAAAAAACCCCACAGCUCUAUGUAGCCUUUUUAUUUGCUACAUAUAGUGCUACAGCACUAAUAGAAUGUUAAAGUGGUUUGUUUUGUUUUUUAAGUGUGAAGAAAAUCCUGUUUCCUUACAGUUAUUUUUUUACCCUACCUGUUUUUGAUUGGUGUCUCUCUCGUGCGUGGGGGGCGGAGGGUCCCAGUGUGUAUCCUCCAUUCCCAGUCUUCCCCACCAUGUGGGAGAUAUAAUCAAGUGGUUUGCACUCUGUGGUUGGUCACAGUUGGGCACAGUGGAGUAGACAUGUUACGGUUUUUCAUUUCAGUAUUGACUUUAAGGAUGGGGGCCUGACAUAUCUGGCUAGCUUCAUGUUUCACCUCUUUUCUCAUCUAAUUUUUACAGUAACUUGAGAGUUGUAGUAGCAUUCCCAUUUUAGUGUAUGUAGCACUCUCCUCAUUUCCACACAUGGAUUUUGAAGAACUUGAAACAUCUUUUAACUCCUUUAUUUACUAAUAUGCUCAGACUUCACCAUGUUUGAAAAUGGGGUUGAUUUAAAAAUAGUAGCAGUACAGAAUCAGAAUUAAGGAAGGGAAAUCUAUUUUGAAGAAGAUUCGGAAGAAUAUACCGUUUUUGUUUUAAAAACAAAGUACAUAAUCCUGAUAGUUUUUUAUAAUGUUUGCUGAUGUAGUAAAAACUUGUUGUCUCAAGUAAGUACAUAGUAGGAAAUAGUUCAGAAUAUUUUUCCAUUAAAUCAUGUGUUGCAAAGUGCAAAAAUAAAAAAGGAAUCUGAGUUACAGGAUUAGGAGAAAAGGAUGUUUUGGAAUGUUUACCUACAGUGAAUUUGGCUUUUAAAGGCAUCUGUCCUUGGGCUGAGCCCAACAAAAUUUUCUCUGCCAAAUUUAAAGGUAUAUUUGAAGUAUUGUCAGGAAAUUCCAUUUACUUUAUAAGGCACCACAAUUUAGCUCUAAGCAUAAUGUUUAAAAUAUGAAAUACUUAGCUUUUAUGCCCUGCUAGUUCUCAGAUUUUUCAAGACUAAAAAACAAACAAGCCAGCAUUAGCUUGAAAACAGGAACGUGCCAGAAAUUUUAAUUAAGAGUAUAGGUUUUUAUUGCAAACUGGAUAAGUUUCAAUCUGAAAAUUCAUAGCCUUAUGCAGGAUAUGAGUCAUGAAUAGCCUGUACUGCCUCCCCCCUCUCCCCACACCAUUUCUCAAAGGGUUUUGUGGCCUCACCACCCCAUGUUCAAAUUCACUGUCAGGGAUCCUUUAUGUGGUAAAUUCCCCUUAAUUAUCAUGAGUGUUGAGGCUCAAAAAUUGAUAUUUAAUUGAUAUUUAAGUACCCCCAUGCUAGUUUUGUGGGAAAACUAGAAUUUCCAGUUAAGCAUCAUCAUUAUGAUGAAAGUUAAUCCCACGACCACGAAUGUCAGUUCUGAAAUGAUGAAAGCAAAUUUGUCCAGAUGGGAGAAUAAGACUCCCUAAGGGUCAGUGCUUGGUCUGAGGAGUUAAUUCUAGAAUUAUUGUCCUUGUAAGAUACUGGGUUUGUUGCUGCGUAGAGCUGGUGGCAUUUACUUGUUACGAUGGUUUAGAGUUCUCACCUCAGUGGAAAGGAUAUGAUGUGAUGUGUUGGUGUCUGUGCGUGACUUGAGGACCCUAGUCGCUUGCUGGAAUGCGGCAGUUUUAUGUGAUCUGCAUAGCUGUACCCUGUCCUUAAGAAUGCCACCGUAUGGAGGUCUUUAUGGUGGGGUUUUGUCUUUGAAAAGAGGGGAAAGAGAAGAGCAAUACGUGGUCCUCUCCUUUUAAAAUUGUAACUCGUUUGGAGAGGGCCCUUAGUAAUACAGGAACUUUUCAAAUGAUACAUAGAAAAUUCAAGAAUCUGUUAUGCAUCUGUUAUGCUCCAUGCGUCAGGAAAAUUACUGCAGUUUAAUUUUUGGAUUACCUUGGUUCAUAAACUCUUUACUCAUCUUUGGCCAUCUAAAUUCUUAGUGUUUUUUGUCCUUGGGAUCCUUUGGCUAUAAACCUUUUCAGGAUGCAGAUUUCCAGAGUCACUUUAACAUCCAAUACCUUUUCCUCUUUUGUGCCUUGUCUUUCACAUCAAAAGUAAGAUCCCAUUUGUUUUAUUCCAGGUUUAUAUUGAGAGUGUUCAUUUGCCUAACUACAGGACUUUUUAUAAUCUUUCUAGCUGUGUCUUGUAGGUAUUGGUUGGCAGAGACUAGUGGGAAAGGUACUGCAAAUAAUAAAAGUGUGUGAAUGUUUUUACGCUUUCUUUCGUGGUUUAGGAAAGGGAAUAUAUGUAAAGCAGCUGUAAAGCAUAACAUUUUUCUUUCACUUUUUUGUGUCAGGGAAAUCUGUCUCCUUUUUCUCUCCUGUUUCAGCUUUCCAGUGGGAGUUUUGAUUAAUUGUAACAAUUAGGCUAUGGUUUGUUUCUGCCUUGUGAAAAUCCCUUAAAGAUACAGCAAUCCUAGUGUUCUAAAGGAAGGAAGCCUUGUCUAGCCCAUCCUUGCCCUUCAUGGUUUAGAUCAGGGUUUCUCAUCCUAGACAUUAUUGAUAUUUUGGGAUGGAUAAUUAUUUGCCGUGAAGGACUGUCCUGUGUGUUGCAGGAUGUUUAGCAGCACCCCUGGCCUCUACCCAUUAGAGAUGCCGCUAUUGACAAACAGAAAUGUCUCCAGAUACUACCAAAUGCCCUUGGGGGGCAAAAAUCACCCUGGUUGAGAAUCUCUGAGUUAGAUCCCCUGAUAAACUGUCUUAAAACACUCUGUGCUUUUCCUUCUAGUGAUUCCUACAAUUUUAAAUAAUGAGUAUUAGCCUUUCCCACCAGAUUGUAAGUUCCAUGAAGACAGUGACCACGUCUUCAUUGCUUCAUAUCCUUGAUAUAUAACUAGUGCCUUAGUACAUAGUAUAUGCUCAAUAAAGAUGGAUGAUAUAAUAGGUAGCUAAAUGAUCUGGGGCAAAGCAGUUAACAUUUCUGGACCUAAGAUUUUCUUCUUUGCGAAAUAAGUGACUAAUUUGAGAUUGUUUUUAGGUUCUGUAUUAGCUGGAGGAUUCUUUGACUAAAUAUAAAAUUAAUAUUGUGAAGACUUACUAAUUAAAGUAUAAGCAUUACUUUGAAGGUCAUUUUGUGACACUGUAGGCGUAUAGGAAUUUAGAUGGGAAAUUUUAAAUCAAAACUCUGUUUAUGGUUUUUCACUUCUUACUAAAAGGGGAGAGUGGGGAGGGGGCUGUUCCAUUGAAAGUUUCAGUUAGAUUAAAUUCAUCAUAAGUUUUAUGUUAUGCUAUUUUCAAAUCAUAUUUGCUUUAUUGUUUUUCAUUUUAAGACAACAUAUGGUAAAAGUUUUUUUAACCAGUAUUCAAAAAAUUUAGGAGUUCCCGUCGUGGCUCAGUGGUUAACGAAUCUGACUAGGAACCAUGAGGUUUCGGGUUCGGUCCCUGGCCUUGCUCAGUGGGUUAAGGAUCUGGCGUUGCCAUGAGCUGUGGUGUAGGUUGCAGACGUGGCUCGGAUCCCAUGUUGCUGAGAUAUGCCAUGGGAGCGGCCCAAGAAAUGGCAAAAAGACAAAAAAAAAAAAAUUUAGAAUACAGGGAUAAUUGAGAUGGAUAAUAAUGAUUUUGGGGACUCCGCAUGAUUUGAAAGUGUUUUAGUCUUAAUCUUUCAAGAUUAAAUAUAAAAUUUUUUGGCAACAUUGAAAUUGAUGAGAUAUAUAUAGUUCAAUCAUUUUAUUCUAGUCUAGCAUUGAGUUUGUUACAGUAAUUUCUGUUGACAUUUGGGGGACAUCUGUAUUCCCUAGUCUUCUAACUAGUCAUAUUUUAUGAUCAUUUGUGCCUUUUUUUAGACGUGUAGUUGGCUUAGAAUUAGUGCUGAUACUGCUACUUGUACGUGGAAUGUGUCUUUCUAGGGCCAGUUUUGCUGUUACUGGACAACUUCUAACUCAUAAUGGUAUGAGAGAAUGUAAUCAACCUUGACCUUGAACACUGGCUGAGCUCCUGAACUCUUACAUGAGCUCAUUUUAUCUGGUUUUGUUUUCUCAACAUCUUUCUCUGCUCCUCUCUCUCAGGAUUGUGCCUCUACUCCUGCUUGUUACAGACUGCUUUUCCAGCAGCAUGGACACAAGAAGCAUAUUGUAUUCCCUGAAUGACUAUAAGCCACCCAUUUCUAAAGCAAAAAUGACCCAAAUUACUAAAGCAGCCAUCAAAGCUAUUAAGUUCUAUAAACAUGUGGUACAGAGUGUUGAGAAAUUCAUUCAGAAAUGUAAACCAGAAUACAAGGUACCUGGGCUUUACGUUAUUGACUCCAUUGUACGACAGUCUCGACAUCAGUUUGGUCAAGAAAAGGAUGUGUUCGCACCCAGAUUUAGUAAUAACAUCAUUAGCACUUUCCAGAAUUUAUAUCGUUGCCCUGGAGAUGACAAGAGUAAGAUAGUGAGAGUAUUAAACUUAUGGCAGAAAAAUAAUGUAUUUAAGAGCGAGAUUAUUCAACCUCUUUUGGACAUGGCAGCGGGCAUUCCCCCCCCAGUUGUCACACCUGUGCUGGCCAGUACUACUGCUGCCAUGAGCAACACCCCAGGAACUCCUGUGACACCUGUUACUCCAGCCAAUGUGGUCCAAGGUUUACCUGAUCCGUGGGUAUCUCAGAUAACAAAUACAGAUACACUUGCAGCUGUAGCUCAGAUCUUACAGAGUCCUCAAGGCCAACAGCUUCAGCAGUUAAUACAGACUUUACAGAUACAACAGCAGAAGCCUCAGCCUUCCAUCCUGCAAGCCCUGGAUGCUGGUCUUGUGGUCCAGCUGCAGGCUCUUACAGCACAGCUUACGGCAGCAGCUGCAGCAGCCAACACUCUUAAUCCCUUAGAACAGGGCGUGUCUUUUAACAAGAAGUUGAUGGAUAGGUUUGAUUUUGGGGAAGAUUCUGAGCAUAGUGAAGAACCCAAAAAGGAAAUUCCAACUUCUCAACUUUCUCAUGUUUCAGAAUCUGUGAACAAUUCCAUUUUUCAUCAGAUAGCAGAACAGCUACAGCAGCAAAACCUUGAACAUCUAAGACAGCAACUUCUGGAACAACAACAGCCUCAAAAGGCAACUCCUCAGGAUAGUCAAGAAGGAACAUUUGGGUCGGAGCAUUCUGCGUCACCAUCACAAGGAAGCAGUCAGCAGCAUUUCCUUGAACCUGAAGCAAAUUUAGAUGAUUCCAUAGAUAUUCAGCAACAGGAUAUGGAUAUAGAUGAAGGGCAAGAUGGAGUGGAAGAGGAGAGCUUCGAACAAGAAGCAAAGAAGGUGGCUGUUCGUUCAAGAUCAAGAACACAUUCACGAUCUCGUUCAAGAUCACCAAGAAAACGAAGGUCUAGGUCGCGAUCUGGUUCUCGAAAGCGGAAACACAGAAAGCGAUCGCGCUCCCGUUCUAGAGAAAGAAAGAGGAAAUCGUCACGUUCAUACUCCAGUGAAAGAAGAGCUAGAGAAAGGGAGAAGGAACGGCAGAAAAAGGGGUUACCGCCAAUUCGGUCCAAAACAUUAAGUGUGUGCAGUACUACUCUGUGGGUUGGUCAGGUAGACAAGAAGGCAACACAGCAGGACUUAACUAACCUGUUUGAAGAGUUUGGACAGAUCGAAUCCAUUAAUAUGAUUCCUCCCAGGGGCUGUGCUUAUGUCUGCAUGGUUCAUCGACAAGAUGCAUUUCGGGCUCUUCAGAAACUCAGUUCCGGAUCGUAUAAAAUUGGCUCCAAGGUCAUUAAGAUCGCUUGGGCUUUAAACAAAGGUGUAAAAACAGAAUACAAACAAUUCUGGGAUGUGGAUCUUGGAGUUACGUAUAUACCAUGGGAAAAAGUUAAAGUGGAUGACUUGGAAGGUUUUGCAGAAGGAGGCAUGAUUGAUCAGGAAACUGUAAAUACUGAGUGGGAAACUGUGAAAAGCUCAGAACCGGUUAAAGAGACGGUCCAGACGACUCAGAGCCCCCCUCCAGUUGAAAAGGAAACAGUGGUCACGACCCAGGCAGAGGUUUUCCCUCCGCCUGUUGCUAUGUUACAGAUUCCAGUAGCUCCAGCAGUGCCUGCAGUUAGUUUAGUCCCACCAGCAUUUCCUGUGUCAAUGCCAGUUCCUCCUCCUGGAUUCAGUCCAAUUCCUCCACCUCCUUUUCUCCGAGCAAGUUUUAACCCUUCACAACCACCUCCUGGUUUCAUGCCACCUCCAGUUCCACCACCUGUUGUACCACCACCUACUAUCCCACCAGUAGUACCAACAUCUUUAGUGCAGCCACCAUUAUCUAUGACUCCAGAAACUGUGAAAGAUGUUGGAUUUGGUAGCCUUGUUUUACCAGGUGGUUCUGUUGCCAGCAGUCUUGCUACUUCCACUCUGCCAGCCGGAAGUGUUUUUAAUCCUCCAACUAAACAAGCAGAGCCUGAAGAAAAAGUACCUCAUCUUUUAGACCACCAGAUUUCUUCUGGUGAAAACACCAGAUCAGUGAUUCCAAAUGAUAUUUCAAGCAACUCUGCAAUUUUAGGAGGACAGCCGCCAAAUGUGACAAGCAAUUCUGGGAUUCUGGGAGUCCAAAGACCAAAUGUAUCAAGUAAUAAUGAAAUCCUUGGAGUCCGGCCGUCUAAUGUUUCCAGUGGUUCUGGGAUUAUUGGACCCCAGCCACCAACUAUUCUAAAUAACUCUGGAAUUUUGGGAAUACAGCCACCAAGUGUGUCGAGUAGUUCUGGACUUUUGGGGGUGCUUCCCCCAAAUAUACCUAACAGUUCUGGACUCAUAGGAGUACAGCCACCCGGGGUUCCAAAUCCUGGACUGUUGGGAACACAGCCACCAGCUGGGCCUCAAAAUUUGCCCCCUUUGAAUCUUUCUAAUCAAAGGAUGCCUGCAAUGCCAAUCUUAGACAUUCGUCCAGGACUCAUACCACAGACUCCUGGGCCACGAUUCCCUUUAAUACAGCCUGGAAUUCCACCCCAGCGGGGACUCCCUCCCCCAUCAGUACUUGAUGCAGCUCUUCAUCCACCACCCCGUGGUCCUUUUCCUCCAGGGGAUAUUUUUAGUCCACCUGAAAGACCUUUUCUGGUUCCCGGAAGACAAAGUGUAGACAAUGUCAGUAAUCCAGAAAAAAGGAUACCGCUUGGAAAUGAUAAUAUUCAACAGGAAGGAGAUAGAGAUUACCGGUUUCCUCCCAUGGAAACCAGGGAAACCAUCAGUAGGCCGCCCCCGGUGGAUGUUAGGGAUGUGGUUGGACGGCCUGUAGAUCCGAGAGAAGGUCCUGGAAGGCCUCCGUUAGAUGGUAGAGAGCAUUUUGGAAGACCUCCUGUAGAUAUUAGAGAGAAUCUUGUGAGGCCAGGCAUAGAUCAUCUUGGUCGGAGAGACCACUUUGGCUUUACUCCAGAGAAGCCGUGGGGGCAUAGAGAUUUCGACGAGAGAGAGCAUCGGGUUCUGCCUGUCUAUGCGGGGCCGAAAGGCUUACAUGAAGAAAGAGGGAGAUUUCGGUCUGGAAACUAUCGGUUUGAUCCUAGAAGUGGUCCUUGGAACAGAGGAUUUGGACAAGAGGUUCACAGAGAUUUUGAUGACCGCAGAAGACCCUGGGAGAGGCAAAGGGACAGGGACGACAGAGAUUUUGAUUUCUGCAGAGAAAUGAAUGGAAAUCGGCUUGGACGAGAUAGAAUUCAGAACACCUGGGUCCCCCCACCUCAUGCUCGGGUUUUUGAUUUUUUUGAAGGGGCCACUUCGCAACGAAAAGGUGAUAAUGUGCCUCAGGUUAAUGGUGAAAAUACCGAGAGACAUGCUCAGCCACCACCUUUACCAGCACAGAGCGAUCCUGAACUUUAUGAAAAACUGACAUCUUCAAGUGAAAUAAGCAAGGAGAAGAGUGACACAGUUGCUGAUAUAGAAAGUGAACCAGUGGUAGAAAGCACAGAAACUGAGGGGACAUAAUCAUCACUCAGUAGGCAAGAUGAUGAAUGAAGUUCGGGCAGCUUCCUGUGUCCCAGGCCUUGUAGAAAUAAAUGAGACGUGCUUCACAUUUCCAAUGUGCAUCACCUCGGAUCUUUUUUAAGGAAGCGUUAAAAGGAACCCAGCGUUACCUAUUGAAGGCUCUGUGCUCUCAGGCAUUGUUUCUGAUUGAAUCCAGAGGUUGCAAGCAUGCCUCCCUGUAUUACCUGUUGGAGCAGGUUUAAUUUUAUAAAUUUUAAACACAAACUCUAUGAGUUUCUAGUUCAUAAUUGUUCUGUUUGAGGAUCCACUCAGAUGAACAGUAUUGCAUCUAUAAGAGAUAUGCGCUUCCACGGGACCAGAAUUUUGGGGAAUGUAAAAGGCAAGAAACUCCAGCUGUAGCGUCCUCGUGUACCGAGGGAUGAAAAGGAGAGAUUUGCAAGAAAACCCUUCAGGGGGAGAUGUCAUGUUGUGUUGGAACCACAGAUUGCUAGAACCACAGCUCUAGUAACCCAAGGCUCUUUGCCGUGAACACAGUAUGCAGACUGUAGUUCUUGACUGGUGGCUUUAAUCCAUGAUUGUUAGUCAUGUCCUCGGACACUCUCAAGUGUUGAAAGUCUUCAACUUGCAGUAGAAAGAAGAGAGAAAGAAAGGAAGGAAGGAAGGAAGGAAGCUUUGAGAAAAUCCAGGUUCAGUGCCGUCUUUUGAGACUCUCACUCCAGCCUUUGUGUCCUGUUCUUAGAAACAGCAGGUACCUGGUGGCGGGUGAGAAGCCUAGUGGGAGAGAAGGGAAGGGACCAAAAAAUGGGCAUAUCACAUUGUAUUGUAGACAUACUUUAUAAGUACGUUUCUUAUUUGCUUCUUAUUCAGGCAGAGAUUAUAAAAGUUUCAUGCAAGAAUCCAGACCAAGAUUUGUGUUUUGGCCGUGAUCAGAAUACCUGCAGGGAAAGGACACAAACCACAAAAACAAAAAACAAACAAACAAAAAGCCAACCUCGACUAUGAGCACUCUUUACACCUAAACCAAUAUUUUUAUCAUUCUUUUAUUUGUUUUGGCUCUGUCACAAAUUAAAGUGCUUGGAAUGCUGUAGUCUGUGGUCUCUUGAAAUUUAAUCAAUGAGAACCUAACACUUUCACAGUAUGCUGUCACUUUGGACUUUCAUAAUAAAAGUUGAAAUGAA
Sus scrofa (pig) is the source of this 10525-nucleotide messenger RNA. Lineage: Eukaryota; Metazoa; Chordata; Mammalia; Artiodactyla; Suidae. The record is from RefSeq and is a predicted model, not a curated record.